Messenger RNA from Ipomoea nil (Japanese morning glory), 3736 nucleotides. RefSeq names its product pre-mRNA-processing factor 39. The transcript is spliced from 13 exons. The record is from RefSeq and is a predicted model, not a curated record. Gene Ontology annotation, molecular function: protein binding. The coding region runs from base 258 to 3494 and encodes 1078 amino acids. Gene Ontology annotation, biological process: mRNA 5'-splice site recognition; RNA processing. NCBI's taxonomy places the organism in Eukaryota, Viridiplantae, Streptophyta, Magnoliopsida, Solanales, Convolvulaceae. Gene Ontology annotation, cellular component: U2-type prespliceosome; commitment complex; U1 snRNP.
UACAAUAAAUAAUACAGAAGUGCAAGAUUUGCUACCGAAUAAUUUCGGCUUGAUCUCUACGACCUUAAACCCCAAUUACCCAAUCAAAUGAAAAUUAUCAUCCAAUAAGCUCGGAUGCUCUCCAUUGACACUCUCGUUUUCCGGCACCUGUAGCCGCCUACCUUUCCGUACAUCGAGUGUGAUGUCAUAGUUGUCGUAGUUCUCGACGACGGGAACUAGUUCCGGUGUCAGUAAUCUCUCACUCUCUCUGGCUUUACAUGGAUUCUCAGAGUUCCGAUGCCGCAAACAGACCCCAAUUCUCUGAAGAAAGUAGGAAAGUUCAAGGUGAUGUCGUAAUGGAAAAUGCUUUAGAGGAAGCUCAAUCAGUUGCAGGAGAGCAUAUGGCUUAUCACAUGUGUGCGUAUUUUGGGGUUGUCUGGUGCCACAAAUGUAGCUAUGUUUCUUGUCUUGUAGAUAGCUGCCAUGAAAGACUUCAUCAACUGAUUAAUGGAGACUCACUAGACUUUGGUGCUUGGAACUCACUGAUCACAGAAAUUGAGAAAAUUCAUCCUGAUGACAUAGAUAUGAUUUCUUUGGCUUAUGACUCCCUUUUGUCGAAGUUCCCAUUAUGUCACUGGUAUUGGCAGCGAUAUGCUUAUCACAAGGCCCGGCUAUGCAAUGCUGAUAAGGCUGUUGAAACCUUUGAGCAGGCAGUUGAGUUAACACCAUUCUCUGUCGGUUUGUGGUAUGAAUAUUGCCACUUUGCCAUAACUUAUUCUGAUGAUCCAGAUGAUGUUCGUAGAUUGUUUCGAAAAGGCUUGGCUAUUGUAGGGAAGGAUUAUUAUUGUCAUGUGCUAUGGGACAAAUACAUGGUAUUUGAAUUCUCCCAGCAGAAGUGGGUCGUUCUUGCUAAAGUUUAUGCUCAGGCUCUACGCUUCCCUACACAGAAACUACAGAAAUAUUAUAAAAUCUUUAAGGACCUUGUAAUCAUUUUGGAGGAGGAGAUUCGAUCUCUGAAUGAUGGAAACCUUGAAGUGCAAGCAGAAGAGUUGUAUAAUGGAGCAUCUGCACUAUCUGACAAAGAAAUUUCUCAGGUUGUCAAUGACCUCUGGGAUCCUUGUGAUAUAUCUGUGAGGUGUAAAGCAUUACAUAGAUAUAAAUUUAUUGGUGAUCAGCUGUAUCAGAAAGCAUGCCAGCUCGAUGAAAAAAUAAAAAGCUUUGAAUCAAAUAUCCAAAGGCGUUAUUUUCAUAUAACUCCUAUAGACGAUGAUCAACUAAACAACUGGCAUCGGUAUCUUGACUUUAUUGAAAAGCAAGAGGAUUUUGAUUGGGCACUGAAACUUUAUGAGAGAUGCUUGAUAUCAUGCGCUAAUUACCCUGAAUUCUGGAUGCGCUAUGUGGACUUCAUGGAGGCUCAGGGGGGACGAGAGUUGGCAUUGUUUGCUAUAGAGCGGGCAAAAACAGUAUUUCUAAAUAAUGUUCCAGGGAUCCAUCUUUUCUCUGCCAGAUUCAAGGAAGAAAUACGGGAUUUAGGCGGUGCUCGUGCAUCCUUUUCUAAUUAUGAUUCAGGCUGUGAUAUCUAUUUCAUUGAAAGUGUUGUAAAACAAGCAAACAUGGAAAAGCGCCUGGGAAAUGAUGAAGCAGCUUGCGAGAUUUAUGAGAAAGCGCUUAGAUGGGCAAUGCCAGAUAAGGAGAAACAGCAUUUUCUUCCAAAGCUAUACAUCCAUUAUUAUCGGCUUAAACACAUGCUCACAGGUGGCGCAGACACUUCUAGAGAUGUAUUAAUAGAAGGAAUAAAACAGGUACCUGACAGCAGACUUCUUUACGAGGAACUGAUUAGACAUGCAAUGAUGCAUGAUGGAGCUAAACAACUGAGCAUCAUGGACUCAAUUAUAACCACCGCAAUCUCUCCAUUAUCCGAUGGAUCCCAAGGUUUGGAUAUAAAAGAUAGAGAGUAUAUAUCAACUUUAUUUUUAGAGUUUGUUGAUCUUUGCGGAACGGUCCACGAUGUAAAGAAGGCAUGGAAUCUUCACAUCAAAUUGUUUCCCCAGCUCAUAAGGGUCAAUCCAUUAUAUAAAUACCCCACAUCAAAAGAAAGACAAAGCAACUCCUCUGUCCCGUUUAAUCUGUCGUCUAAAAAUCAGAGUUCCGGCGAUCUAAUCCGGCAGCCCGAGCAGGAGAAGUUACCUUCGCUUCCACUGGUAGACGAUAAACAGCCCAGCAAUGUAUCUGCAGAGCAAAUCCCGACACUGGAUGAUGAUGAUGUUGCAAAUAAAAAGUUGCAGCAACUAUCUCCAAAGGUUUCUGUCGACUUUGAUGAUGAAUCAAAAACUGAUGCAUCGAAACAAAUGGAAUUAGUUGAUGGAUUGGAUCCGCGACCUAAAGAAGAUUGUCCUCAACAGAUGGACUGGACGUCUAUCUCUGAACGUCAAUCCAAAGAAGAUGCAUCGAGACUGCCUGAGCAAGAACAGCCAUCGGGACCAAAUGUGCCUCCAGAAACCUCUGAGGAAGAAGCUAGGUCAACGAAUAUUUUAUGUCCGCAGGAACUUGAGCUCGAAAAGCAACUGGAAUCAGUUUCUUUGGAGAAAAUUUCCCCAGAUUCUCAACAAGUACCCGAGGGUCAAGUUCUUGUGGCCUCCAAUCAUCAUGGUAGUGAAGAAAUUCCCUCAACUAGCAGUGGAAGUUCAGAAUUCACCCAUCCUAUACAGACACAGAAUGGUCAAGGUGAUCCCGAACUCCCACUAGUUUCAGAGAAGUCCGGUCAAGGAAACAUCCAACCUCGGGAAAGUGCUGCUCAGGAGGAUAUAUCAGUUAAACAUGGCUCGGAAAACCAACCACAAAUGUUUUCCUCACCCGUUUCUUCCGCACAAGGAAAUACCGUAGAAAACACAAUGCAAACUAGCCAACAGGUUGGGCACGCACACCAAGGCCAAGCGUACGAUCAGAUGUGGCAAUAUCAUUCUCAGCAGCAGUACGAACUUCUGCAGCAACAAUAUCAGCAGUAUCAACAGCAGUUUCUGCAAAUGCAGCAGUCCUACCCCCAUCAACAACCGUAUUUUAAUCAACAAACCUAUCAGCAGCAAGUCCCGAUUUUCCAACAGCUUCAGUCGCUUCCAUAUCAACAACAGAUACAGUAUCAACAGCAAAUGCAGCAACAAUAUCAUAAUCAGCAAUAUCAACAGAUGGUCCAAUCAAUGCAGCCGUAUAAUCAAUCACCGGCACUUGCUUACCAGUACCAAAUGAAUCAACAAGGAUAUGAGCAAGUUUUGCAGCAAUACCAACUGAAUCAACAAAUAUCGCAUAGUUUGCAGCAACAACAAGAACAGGGAGGAUAUCCCCAGGUUCAGCAACACCAAGAACAGCACCAGCAUUUGCAGGAGCAACUAGAUCAGGGCCAACAGAUUGUACAACAUGGUACCACAUCUCUUGAAUCCCAACCUGAACGAGUUUCAACGCAAUCAAAGACUGCCGAAGAGGGGUCUAGACAUCCCAAAUCUGCACAGGGAAGCCUCUAGCUCAUCGAAUCUGAUCUUCGGUGUAGUUCAGGAACAUCAUAAUCUUGUUGCUUAUACAGUUUAAAAGCAUGCUUCCUUGAUCUAUGAGAACGAUGUAUACUAAUGGGGAAUGAACAUGUUCUGCUCAGAAAUCGGGCAAGUUCACCCACCCUCAAAUCACUUGGAAGAAGGAAGUUGGUGAGUUAUAAUUCUCAAUGAAAUGAAAUUCACUCUUUUGAGUGUAUAAUGUUCUCUCUGUCUAA